AAUUAUUUAUCAUUUCAAAUGGAGAAAACCAAGUUAAUUGUUGCUAUAACUUUAAUUUUAAGUGCAAUUAGUGUUGCCGUAAACACUAUGGAUAUGAAAUAGAUAUUAACUGAGCCUCAGAAUGAUACAUUUUUAAAGAAACUUAACAUUGUAUAUAUUAUAAUUAUUGAAUUUACAGAAUACAGAAAAUGAACAUCAAGAAGGUAUGGCUUAUAGAGAAAUCUAAGAUGAUGGAUAAAUAGAAGGAAUGAGAUACAGAGAGAUAGAAGAAUAAGAAACUUAAUAAGAAAAUCAUAUUGAAGGCAUGGCUUAUAGAGAAAUCUAAGAUGAUGGAUAAAUAGAAGGAAUGAGAUACAGAGAGAUAGAAGAAUAAGAAACUUAAUAAGAAAAUCAUAUUGAAGGCAUGGCUUAUAGAGAAAUCUAAGAUGAUGGAUAAAUAGAAGGAAUGAGAUACAGAGAGAUAGAAGAAUAAGAAACUUAAUAAGAAAAUCAUAUUGAAGGCAUGGCUUAUAGAGAAAUCUAAGAUGAUGGAUAAAUAGAAGGAAUGAGAUACAGAGAGAUAGAAGAAUAAGAAACUUAAUAAGAAAAUCAUAUUGAAGNUAUAAAAGGAAGUUAAAGAGAAAACGAUAGGAUGAAGAAAGAUUGAAUAAAAAAGUAUUAAUACUAAAAUUACUGUCUCAACUAAGACAUUACUAAUUUAUUGAAGCCUUUAGGAUUGCAAAAUAAUAAUCACAAGUCAAUCAUAAAUGUCAGAAUUAUACAAAUAUGCCUUAUAUUUGAUUAUACUGAAUAUAAUUUAUCAGAAUAUUAAACCGCUUCGACGUAUGAAAUAGUAGUUGAUAGCAGCC
Molecule: messenger RNA, 848 nt
Organism: Paramecium octaurelia
Lineage: Eukaryota; Ciliophora; Oligohymenophorea; Peniculida; Parameciidae
Source: the annotation of a GenBank genome assembly